This is a messenger RNA of Bipolaris maydis ATCC 48331, 1026 nucleotides long. RefSeq lists its product as uncharacterized. NCBI's taxonomy places the organism in Eukaryota, Fungi, Ascomycota, Dothideomycetes, Pleosporales, Pleosporaceae. The record is from RefSeq and is a predicted model, not a curated record.
AUGAGUCCCGUUCCCUCAUGGUUGCGAAUCUACGACGAAGCAGCCAAGGAUCUCUUCGGGCAGGACCCCAAACUCGAAGUGCUGCUCGAAGAUGACAAGUGCCCGUUUGCCCACGAAGCAGGCGUCUUCAUGCCCGAGGAAAACUGCCUCUUCGUAACAAGCAACCAGUACCAGCACCCGGCUACGGGCAAAACCCACAUCCACGUCUCGCGCAUCCAGCUAUCCGCAGACGCAGCCAGCACCGACGCAAAGUACGCCGAGGUCAACGUCAAGAAUGUGCACAUGGCCAAUGGGGGUGUAAACUACAAAGAUGGCAUUCUAUUCUGUUCGCAGGGCACACUGGAUACGCCUGGUGGCAUAGCAUACAUGCACUCAAAACCAGGCUUCUCGUCUUCUACUACCUACGAGGCUAGGAUGCUGGUUAGCUCCUUCCAUGGCCGCCCUUUUAACUCCCCCAACGACGUCGUCGUCCAGUCCGACGGCUCGAUUUGGUUCACUGACCCGAAUUACGGCUGGGAGCAGAAGAUUCGCCCGCCACCUAGGCUGCCGAAUCAGGUGUAUCGCUUUGAUCCUGCCACGGCGUGUAUCCGCGCAAUGGCGGACGGAUUUAGUAGGCCGAAUGGCAUUUGCUUUAGUCCUGAUGAGCGGAUUGUCUAUGUGACGGAUACCGAUUGGAUUCAUGGCGAUGGGUCGACGGAUGAUGCGAGGGUGUCGCAUAUAUAUGCGUUUGAUGUCCAGACUUACUCUGGCCAACCGUUUUUGACCAAUCGACGGCUAUUUGCCAUGGCCGACACUGGCGUUCCUGACGGCAUCAAGUGCGAUUUGGACGGCAAUGUCUACAGUGGAUGUGGAGAUGGACUGAACAUCUGGUCUCCUGGUGGCGUUUUGCUGGCAAAGAUUCUUGUCGAUGGUGGUGUCGCCAACUUUUGUUUCGGGAAAGACGGUCAAGUCUUCUUGCUGAACGAAUACAAGCUGUGGAGACUGCAGCUGCACGAACGCUGCAAAGGGGCGUUAUUGAGACUUUGA